AACAACAACAAGAAGAAGAAACCCAUAGGCACGGCAAAGCCGAAGAAGAAGAAGCAGCAGCAGCAGCAGCAAAUAAAUAGCAAUUUCGACUAAAUAAAGUAUCCAAAUCGCCGCCACUUCAAUCGCGUCAACGUUUUCCGUCUUUUCCCGUGACGCAAAAAACAAAAAAAAAAAAAAAAACAAAAAACAAAAAACAGAAGAAGAAAAUACAAACAAAAGUCAAAAAAUAAAAUACAAACAUUUGGCCACACGCUGCACGGCGCACAGCGUUGCCACUUGUUGAUUUUGUUUGUUUUUGUUAUUGGUUUUGUUUUUGUUUCUGCAUUGCUUUGUUUUUAUUUUUUGUUGCGGGUGUCCGCUUUGAAGUCCAAUGCCGCCGCAACGGGAACGCGGAUAAAUAACGGCAGUGCGACGCUAGAGAGGAGAAGAUCUGGCAUGCAGCUGGCUGGCUGGCCGGCUGGCUGCUCACACGCCUCCUCCUCUAACUCCGAUUCCAGCUCCAGUUCCAGCUCCAGCUCCAGCUCCAGCUUCAGCUCCAGUUCCGAUUCCAAUACCAAUUCCAAUUCAAAUUCCACACAUAACUAUACGUAUCACGACGGGGGCAACAGCUUCUAUUACAAUUCCUAUCGCAUAUCCUGAUCUCCAGCAAAUUCAACAUGGACGCCGAGAUAUGCAAUCCGCAAUUAUGCCGCAUUUGCAUCACAUCGCACACAAACUCUAUGCAAAUGAUAUCCAUAUUUGGCGAGGAUUCGCUUUGGCAAAAGAUCACCACAUUGGCGGAUGUUAAGAUCGCCAAGAAUGACACAUUGCCGCAACAGGUGUGCGUAAACUGUGCCAAGACGGCCAUCUCGGCGUGUUUGUUCAAGAAGAAGUGCGAGGAUGCGGACAACUUUUAUCGCCAGCAGCUGCUGAUCAAGAAGAUCGAGGGGCAUACGGGCGAGCUGAACGUCGAGACGGUGCUCGACCAGCCGGCGCCGGAUCCACCGCCAGCCGCCGAAUGCCUCCUAACAGCUGCCGGUCUUCCGGCGAGAAGCGGCAGCAGCAGCAGCGCCAGCGGCAGCGGCAGUGGCAGCGCCAGCAGCAGCGGCGGCGGCAGCAGCAGCAGCAGCAGCGGCGGCAGCAGCUCAGACGACGACGAGGAGGAGGACAAUGCGAAUGGCGUAACCGAACCGGAUCCGGAUCCGAAUGGCAAUGUUAACGACAGCGAUGCAGUCGAGGCACGGCCCCAGAAUGGGCACGUCAACAGCAAUGGCCAUCAGCAGAUCACAGAGCAGCGGCGGGAGGAGCAGCAGCCGAAGCAGCCGAAACAGGAGGCCGAUGCACUGCAGCAAGUUGACGAGCCACAAAGUCUGGCGCUUGAACUCCAGCAACAGCAACAGCAACAGCUGCAGCAGCAGCAGCAGCAGCAACAGUUGCAGCAGUUGCAGCAGGAGCCGCACGAGGAUGGCGAAAUGCCGGAGCACAUGCCGUUCAAUUCGAUACGCCUGAUGCAGGAGUAUAUGCAGCAGCGCAUGAACAAGUUUCCCAAUGGCAAUGGGCAUGUGUUGGGUGCCGGCGGUCACAACGAUGUGGAUGAUGACAAUGACGAUGAUGACGACGAGGACGAGGACAUGACAUUGCCAUUGAUACCAGAAAUUGAGCUGAUAACACCCUCGGAUCCGGACCCGGAACCGUCCGGCGGCAUGAUGCCCGGCAGCGAUACAGAUGCACCCGCCGGUCUGGCCAAUGGUGCUGUCGCCGGCGCUGUCCAUGGUUCAGCCGGCAUCGGCGUCGGAGUCGGUGGCUUCCAGUGUCCGCACUGUUACCUAAUCUUCGAGAUGAAGCAGAUACUCAAGGCGCACAUGCAGAGCGUGCACGGCGCACCCGGACCCGUCUACGAGUGCACCAAUUGCCGCAAGACCUACUUCUACAAGCGUUUCCUCGAGAAGCACAUCCGACGUGGUCGUUGCGUCAAGAAGCGACGCAAUCAGACCCGGCCGAUGCAGUGCUCCGAUUGCCAUGUCCUCUUCCCCACCGGCCAUCAUCUGGGAUGGCACAAGCGCACCGGCUGCCCAUCCAAGGCGGCCAAAAUGCCCUUGCAGCAGCUCUUCAAGCAGAAUAUUGUGCAGUUCAACAACUUUCCGAAGCGCGUGGUGCCGCGCAAGCCGCCGCCGCCGCCGCCGGACAAUGCUGCACUGCAUCUGAACAAUCGCAAGCUGGGCCUGACGAACAAGCGCAAGGGACGCACUCGCAUCAAGCUGGACGCCAAGAAGAUCGCCCUGGCCAAGCAGCUGAUCUUGCGCGAGGCAACCACCACAGUGAUUGCCAAUGAGCUUAACAUCUCGCGCACCUUCGCCUGGCGUUUGCGCAAGAGUCUCGUGAACGGUGUCAGCCUGCACGAGCGCGUCGUCGAUCAGGCUCUCGAGGAGCACCAGCACCAGCAGCAGCACCAACAGCAGCAGCAACAGCUCCAGCAUCAACAGCAACAGCUGCAGCUGCAACAGCAGCAGCAGCAGCUGGAGCUGGAGCAGCACGAACGCCAGCUGCUGGAAGAGCAGGAGCGCCAGCAGCAGCAGCAGCAGCAGCUAACGUUGCCAUAUGGCCAUCUGGGCCUGGGCCUCAUCAAGGAGGAGCAAAUGGACAGCGACGAUGAGCAGCACGCGCCGCUCACCAUUCUUGACCAGCUUGAGCCCGACGACAUCAAUGGCCAGAUCGAGUGCGAACACGAUCGGGAUCGGGAUCGCGAGCUCGAUGGCGAUGCCGAUACCGAUGCUGAUGGCUUGGUCGAGGGCGAGGGCGAGGGCGUGGGCGUGGGCGAGAAUGAUGGCAUUGGCGAUAUUGGCGCCGAGGAAACGGCCGGCUAUGCUGGCGACGAUGAUGUCUGCGGCCUGCUGCACAACGGCUACGAUAUGCGCGCCCAGCUGGAGGAGCAUAGCCCCCUGGCCGAGUGCGCCGAUAUGGACCAUGAGCUGCACUCCAAGCGCGCCAUUUCCCUAUCACCGACACCCAUGUUGCCGGCACGCGCCGAUGUCGAAGCCUAUCAGCGACUCCUGGCCGAAACGCAUCGCUUUCCGCACAUUGUCAAUGCCCAGCAGCUGCAGCUCCAGCAACAGCAGCAACAGCAGCAGCAGCAGCAGCAACAGCAACAGCAACAGCAGAAGGUCGCCCACAAUGGAACGCUGCCCAUGUUGACGCGCUAUCCGCCCGCCGUUGUGGCGGCCAAUCAUGCUUUGCCCGUCAACUUGUCCCUGCGCUCGCUGCCGCCCAUCAACAGCAAUGAGAGCAAUGGCAGCUCUGGCAGCAACCCGCAUCAUCAUCAUCAACAGCCGCAGCCGCAGCCACCGCCGCCGCAGCAGCAGCAGCAACAGCAGCCGCUAACGCAGAUCCAUCAGCCUGGCAAGAAGCCACGCAAGCCGAACGUCUUCAUUGAUGAUGAGAAAUAUGCCAUGGCCAAGCUGUUGGUCGCACAGAAUGCGUCCACCAUGGAGAUAGCGCGUGCCCUAAAUGUCUCCCAGAUGACGGCCUGGAAGGUGCGCGAUGCCAUACUGAAGGGCGUGCCGCUCUCGUAUCGCAACAAGCGCGCCGAGGGGCGUGACGAGGCGGCCGUCCAGGCUGCCAAGGAGCAGCAGCAACAGCAACAACAGCAACAACAGCAGCAACAGCAGCAACAACAGGAGCAACAGCAACAGCAGCAACGCCAUCAACAGGAGCUGCAGCGUCAGCAGCAGCUGCAAAUGGAGCUGAUCAAACAGCAGCAGCAAAAGCAACAGCAACAGCAGCGACAGCAGCAGGAAUUGCUGCUGCAACAGCAACAACAACAGCAGCAGCAGCAACAGCAACAGCAGCAGCAACUGCGUCAGACACCAGCGGACACAUCACAUUAUCAGCAGCAGCAGCAGCAGCAGACGCCGCCAUUGAAUGGUGGGAAAAUGUUGCAUCCGCGUCGCCGCUUGAAGGCCGCCGAGCGUGAGAUGCGCGACAAGGAGAUCACACGCGAAAUACUCGAGCUGAUCAAGGAGGACAGCAAUAUACAGUACUGGAAGGUGUCCGCACGCCUGGCCGAGAAGGGCAUCAAUAUAUCGCCGUCGUCCGUCUGCCAGAAGCUCAAGUCGAUGGGCAUACAUCGGCGCUGGAAGCCCGGCGACAAGCCGCCCAUGCUGGCCAUCAGUCAGUUCAAGGCGGCAACCGUUGCCGCUGCCGCCGCGGCGGCCACAUUGGCGGCGAAUGGCGCCAGCUUUGGUCUGCCGAAUGGCGUCAAUGUCGGCGUCGGCGUUGGCUCGAUGGUCGACGAUGUCUACGAGCAGCAGCAGUUCGAUAUGGGCGGUCCACAUUUUCUUAGUGCCUUUACGCGCUAGACGCCAAUAACGAUAACGAUAACGAUAACUAUAACGCUAAACAAACGCGAUAACAAUAAAUGUGACACUGACGAUAACGUUAACGAUAACCAGGACCAGUACCAGGACGACAACAAAGUGGCAUUCGAAACGCCAACAAAAAAUUAAUGAACAACAGGAUUAAAACAAUUUUUGAUAGCUUUGAUAUCGGCAUUGGUAACAAUAAGACUAACGAUGACGAUAACGAUAACGAUAACGAUGACAAAGACGAUAACGAUGACGAUCACCUGGAAGCUUUUACUAACAGUAACAUUUUUAAAUGUUAACUGAAACUUGAUUGACAACACGAUAACUACUGAAAUCUGACAAUUUUGUUAUCGAUAGCAGCGAUAACGAUGACUGAACGUGAAUAAUGAUAUCGAAAGCGAUUUAUUGACAAUAAAUUGCAACAAACACUUCGAUGUCGCAACGAUACCAAUCAGAACAACCGAAGAGCAACGUCCAUAGCGAUAACAACAUCUGUUACGAUAGCGUUAUCGGCAUCGAUACGCACAACGAUAUCGAUUGUUGUCGGCCCUUAACAACAAUGUUGGAAAUAACAAUGGAAACAUUGCCAACAAGAUCGAUAGGAAUAUCGAUAACGAUGACGACACAAUGGACUAAAGCAUCAGCGAUAACAAAAGACAAUGACUAAACAAUAACGUUAACUACGGUAACAGCAACAGCAGCUGUAACAGUAACAGCAACAAUAACUGUAACAGUAACAGUCGUACGCACAGUAACUGGGACUGUACCUGUAACAGUAACAGCAUGAGUUAAAGCCACAGUAACAGUAAGAAUGACAGCAACAGUAACAGUAACAAUAACAAUAACAAUAACAGUAACGGUAACACAAACAGUAACAGUAACAUCAACAGUUACAGUAACAGUAACAGCAACAGUAACAGUAACAGUUACGGUAAUAGAACAUUACCGAUAAUGGAGACGAUGACGACGAAGACAAUGCCUCCCGGUCCCGCCCAACGCACGUUCCCUAACUAUAUAAGUAUUACACGCAUAUGCAUACACAUACAUAUAUAUAAACACAUACACACACACUAAAAUACCCUCCCACACACACACACACACACCCAUGCACAGCAGUAAUAGAAACAACAACAAUUUGUAUUUUUUAUAUAGUAUUUAAAUGUGCAAAUCGCGCGCUGCAUAAAACUACAUCAAAUGUAUUCUAUACUAUA
This is a messenger RNA of Drosophila virilis, 5551 nucleotides long. RefSeq lists its product as uncharacterized. Gene Ontology annotation, cellular component: nucleus. Gene Ontology annotation, molecular function: zinc ion binding; transcription cis-regulatory region binding. The record is from RefSeq and is a predicted model, not a curated record. NCBI's taxonomy places the organism in Eukaryota, Metazoa, Arthropoda, Insecta, Diptera, Drosophilidae.